Molecule: messenger RNA, 7541 nt
Organism: Limulus polyphemus (Atlantic horseshoe crab)
Lineage: Eukaryota; Metazoa; Arthropoda; Merostomata; Xiphosura; Limulidae
Product: POU domain, class 6, transcription factor 1-like
Exons: 14
Coding region: 565-2610 (681 amino acids)
Biological process (GO): regulation of transcription by RNA polymerase II
Molecular function (GO): DNA-binding transcription factor activity, RNA polymerase II-specific; RNA polymerase II cis-regulatory region sequence-specific DNA binding
Source: RefSeq, a predicted model, not a curated record
UUCAGCUAAAUGAAUUUAUCUGUUUAAUAUUCGUGUCGUUUGAUUGUAUAACUUACGAAUUUAUUCAGUGGAUGUUCUUAGUUAACUUCUCCACAAUACGCAAUUUAAGGUGGAGGGAUAUUGAAUAGUAAUUGGAAAUGUUUUUAUUAUCAUAAUUUAUAAGAAAGUGGGAUGGACGCGUACUGAAUGUAUUUUGUUAUUGGACAUUUUGAGAACUACGUGCAUAGCAAAAGCCUUUAUGGAGGCCUAAAAGCCACUGACAAACGAGAAGUCCAGUAAGAACAGAAGAUCAUGGCUGCCACUCAAGGUUAUUUCAGACGCUCGCUAUAAAGGGAACGGCGUGAGUGUGUGUGGUGAUUCUUCAGCGUAUCUAAACCACGUGACUGUCAACUGUCAGAACUGAAUAGAGAGAGAACGGAGCGACUAUUUUGUGGGGACUGUUCUAUCUCUUUAAACAUGAAGAGGACGAAGACCAAAUAAGACCUGGCCUUUGGUUUGAAUCCAUGACAGUCAAUACGAUUUAGUGAUAUACAGUAAACUUCAUUGGCUAUGUUUUGAUGUGAUAUGGAAGUUUUCAACGGAAAACAUGUGUCAACUGUUGAUGGCAUAACGAUGCGUCUCCCCCCUAACGGCGAACCCUCACUGGCCAAUGGAAUGUUCGAAGCUUUGAAGUUGAAAGCAGAACCUCAGCAUCAUCACGAUGGAAUAGAGUACAAUCAUUCAGUACCCACUGUUUCUGUCACACCAAAUCUUACAACAGGAUUACCAGCUGGUAUGUUCACAAUGGGAACUCCAACCAGUAUUGCUGAACAACUAUUGGUUGCUGUCCAAAACAUGAAUGGUGCUACCUCUGCUGACUCCAAUGAAGCCUCUAAAGGAGAGAGCUCAGCCAGUGCUUUACUUGCUGCUAAACUUGGUAGUAGUGGUAUUGGAAUACCUGGAUCUACUGCAACAAUCAACCCUACAUUUGGUGGUUCACCUCUUCGUGGAGUUGUGGGUCUAACAGGUCUUCCACAGAUGGUUCCAUUUGGUGGUAUGUCAGGACUUACAGGCUUCAAUAUAGUUAAUCAGCUAGUUUCAGCAGCCCAAGGUUUACAAGCCACAGUCUCAGCAAGCCCAACAACUACCCUUGCGAAUAAUGGAGUUAGCACAGUCAUGACCAGCGCAACUCCGGCAAGUGUCAGUGCUGCUGUCAGUGGUCAGCAUAAUGUUCAGCAGUUAUCUCAAGUAGCAAACCCAGGGUUGUCACAGCAGGUUGCCAUGACACCCCAGUUCAUCUUGGCAGCAGGGCAACCUAUUCAAGGUAUCCAAGGAGCUCAGUUGCUCAUUCCCACAUCCUCAGGUGUUGCUAUUCAGCAGUUGAUUACAAUUCCAGUGUCUCAGUAUGCUGGAAACCAGCUGGUGCAGAUGAUAGCAACCAAUGGACAAAUUUUUACAACAACCCUGGCAAAUCUACAGUCACUGUCCCAGCCAUAUCAGAUCCCAGGAAUUUCUCCAGCAAAUUCUGCAGGAGCCUCAAAUCUGCAACCACAGUCAAUGAUAACUGCAGGAAAUUUGACGAAUCCCAUACCUCAACUGCUGACUAAUGCAUCUGGGCAAGUUGUAGCUAUUGGGCCACAGGUUUUUACUCAGCCUGUCAUUCCACCAAAUCAGUCUACAGCUAACCUCAUCCAAAUGGCUCCACAGUUGGCAGCACAACUGCAACAACAACAGCUUAUCCAACAGCAACAACUACUCUCAGUACAGGAAGAGAAGCAAGUCUCACCACAAAAUAGUAAUCAGCCAAUUGCAUUGGUGUCCAAAUCACAGCCUUCAGCAAUUACCAUAACACCUAGUACACAAGCCUUGGGAAACCAACAGCCAACGUCUCAACUUUCAUUGAAUCAGGUUGCCAUGGUGACAGCUCAUCUAGCUGCUCAAGCAAAACAUAGUUCUUCUGUACAAACAAUGGCUCAACAUUUAUCUCCAACACAAGAUACCCCUCUCACUCAUGCAUCACAAGAAACUGUCAGAGGGGGAAUACCUUCACCAGUAGAUGGCACUCCAACUAUUGCCACACUUCAAGCUACAAGUAUGUUUUGUCACAAUACAGACACUAUCAAUAACCAAACAUCAAAUAUAGUUGAUGGAAUCAAUCUAGAAGAAAUCAAAGAGUUUGCCAAAGCUUUCAAAAUUCGACGUUUAUCUCUUGGCUUGACACAAACUCAAGUCGGACAAGCUCUAAGUGCAACAGAAGGUCCUUCCUAUAGCCAAAGUGCCAUCUGUAGAUUUGAAAAACUAGACAUAACCCCAAAGAGUGCUCAAAAAAUCAAACCUGUUCUUGAGAGAUGGAUGAAAGAGGCAGAAGAAAGGUAUAAAAAUGGAGAUCAUAAUUUGACUGAGUUCAUUGGAAGUGAGCCAAGUAAGAAAAGGAAGAGAAGGACAUCCUUCACACCUGCAGCACUAGAAAUACUUAACCAAUUUUUUGAGAAGAACACCCACCCUUCAGGAGCUGAGAUGACAGAAUUAGCCGAGCAGUUGAACUACGAAAGGGAAGUAGUUCGAGUGUGGUUCUGUAACAGACGACAAGCCCUGAAAAAUACAAUCAAGAAACUGAAAGGAGGAACUUGAUUUCACUUUGUUCAUUUCUGCCAUCUCAGUAUACCUGUUGUAAAGUUUGUCAGUCAUUUAUUGAAAAUGCUCUGUAUAUUAAAGAACUGGAUGCUCAUUCAGAGGAUAAACUACUUAAUCCAAGGUGGCAUUCUUUUCAUGAUGAAUGCCUCGGUAGCUUAAUUUCUUCCUAAUCACAGGUGUUUAGACUGUGUUGUGGAUCAGCUCAAUUUUAUACUAAAAAACAAAAGAAAUAGAUAUUAUUGUUAAAGUACUGUAAAUAAUAUGCUGAAUGUGUUUUAAGGAGCAUUCACCAAAUCAGUGUAGAAAUACAGAUUUUUUUUUCCUUCAACUACCACAUUACAGUAAACAACAUUAAGGAUCAAGAUUUCUUUUUUUUUUCAUUAGAAGAUUCAGGCAACUAAUGUAAAGGAAACUUUACUCUCAUUAGAAAGGAAGGGCUUAUAUUAGCCUUAUGUUGGAAGGCAUAUUUCAUACAUCUUAACUUGACUUGGUUGCAAAUAUUCUGCAUUUUUUAUAUGUAUAUUAUAUAUGUAUUAAUUUUAACGUUUUAGAUCAUUUGUUUAAAGUAGUAAUCAAAUACACAGAUAAGAAACAGAUAUUAUAUGCUCUUCAGAAAACUUCUAAAAUCAUGUUACUAGUGUUUACAGGGAUUAUUGUAAAUUUCUAAUUUUUAAAAAUGUACAAGUUAAAGGACUCUGUAUUCUUCAUCUAUUCUAUAAAAUUAUUGACCUAGUUUUCAUCUGAUAUACUUAUGUUGCUUUCAUUCAAGUUUUUUCUCCUACUAAUUUACUACACUUUAGAUCACUAAAGUUUCACUUAUUUUAUGUAGAAGCUGCAUCACACUUUUUCAGGGACAUUCUACUUUUAUUUAUAAAUAAUCAUAGUAAAUUAAGCAAAAUAUUACCAUAUCAAUUUCCUACAUCAUUUUACAAUGGGUUGUUUGCUCUUUUUUUAAAUAUAUUUGACCUGUGUUUUUAAUGCUCUCUUUCUAUAGUAUGUUAUAUUCUGUUCUGUGUUGUAGCCCUGAAUCUAUCGGCUGGUCAACUAAUAAAUAUUCUGAAAAAAGGAAGCUUUAUAUGAGAAAUAUUUAGGGUCAGUUCAGUCCUCCUUUUCUACAAAAGUUUUCCAGAGCUUAUUAAGUUUCCAGUCCCCCAAACACUGCUGUACAAGUCAAUUAUCUGUUUGUAGUAAAUGGAAUGAUUUGGUACAAUUCCCCUAACACUGCUGUACAAGACAAUUAUCUAUUAGUAUUAGAGUGAAUAGUUUGAUACAGUUCCCCAAACUCUGCUGUACACAACAAUUAUAUGUUAAUAUUGGCUCGAAUGAUUGAUACAUUUCCUCAAACACUGCUGCACAAGACAAUUAUCUGUUAGUAUUAGGUCGAAUAGUUUGAUACAGUUCCUCAAACACUGCUGUAUAACAAAAUCAUCAGUUAGCAUCAGAUCGAAUUAUUUGAUACAUGUAUUUUAAAAUAAAAUCAUAUUGAUUUCAGUCUUUUUACUUCCUUUGCUAAAGCACACGUGUAGAUCAUUACAUGAUGUAAUACUAUGAGUAGACUAUCACUGCCAUGCAAAAGAGAAUCUUUUGAGCUUGCCACCAUAACUUAUUUCUUUGACAAUAAUACAAACUUCCAACAUUCUGUCUUUGUCAUAAAUAUACCAAGCUUCAUAUAUUUUUAACACAACUACAGUAAAGUAUUUCUCACAAUGUUAUUCAUUAAUUUAGAUAAAGCAAGUAGCCUACCACCUCAUGUACUUUGUAAAAUCCACUCAUACCAUAACCACAGAAGUAUGGAGUGAUUUGUUUCAAUUAAUUGAUACCUUAUAUUUUGCAGCAUAGUUUUAUUAAAUUGUACACUUACUGUACUAGUACCAAGGAUUUAUUCCCUCAAUACUAGUUUCCAAAGUACAAUAAGAACACUCAACUCUAUGAUUAAGACUAAUGUUCUUUUUAUUCUUUCAUGAUUCUGUUGGAAUAAUGUUGCAAGUGUUAUUUUAUGCCCUCUAACACCUGUAUUGAGGAUUUUUAUUUAACAAAGACAUGCCUGAAAUGCCAAAGAACUUUUGAUUUAUAUAGAAAUACUCAUUAAUGUAUCAAUGCAUUAUUUAAGAUUAUGAUUUUUUUCAUCUGUUAUCAGUCAGAUGAUUUUCUUUAAGCUUUCUGCUGUUGAAUUUCAUUUCAAAAAUCUGAUAACAACAAGACUUCUACAAAAGAGCUUUCAAUCGGUUUUCUUUUCUUUUGUUUUACUAUUUUUUUUUUGUAUAUCAAAGUAGGGGGUUUCAAUGAUUUUUAAGUAAUGAAAAAUAACAAAACAAUUCACACAUCAUUGGAUUCCACAAUUACAAAUUAAUAGAUUUACACUGCAAGUUCAAUUAUAUAGUUAAUAAUUAAUGAAAAACAAUUAAAAAUUGUACCUGCAAAUUGACCUUUCACUACACGCUACCUUCCCAUUGGAACAAUGUUAACAAAAUAUCAGUAAUUGAUAUCAAAUUAUCGUUUUACCUGGUAACCUGAUACUGUGAUACACCUGUGUCAAGGCAAGAUGAAAUGUAGUCCCAAUAAAGUCCAUCAAUUUCAAACUCACACAUGUGGAUUCAUAUUAUUUAGAUAGAUGAGAUGAAAAUUGUCAACAACCAAAUAUUAAAAAUGAAGUGUGAGCUUAACUAUGUACCUAUGAGAGUAUAGUAAAGAUUUUGUAAUCGUAUUGAAAUACCGUAAUUGACAGAUAUGUACCAGUAGUAACCUCCACCCAUUCUACGUCAUGUAAUGAUGUAAUUGAUACAUUGUUGAUACCACUUUUAUUACAGGCUAUUGUAGCAGACGUUUUUUUGCUCUUGACACACUCAAUGAUAUAACGUAUAGCAAACUGUUGUUAGGACAACAUUAUGUCUGUUUAUGCCUGAUGAUAUGAUCUAAAACUUGUUACCAAGCCAACAUGUAGACUGUUUACAUUUUCCAUUCAUUAUUUUUUUACAGUUUGAGUUGGGCAGACAUAUCUAUGUAUCAGUUUAUGCAUUAUGUAAUCUGCACCACAUAGUUUAUUGUAUGGCCUUGUUUCUACAGAUUCAAUGGCUAAAAAGAAUUUUAAAUGGUUUUAAAGUUUUGUUUGUUUUCAAAUAGUAAAUGCUUCUAGAUCCAAUGAAACCAGCCAGACCAAAGUAGAGCAUGAAGAAAGCUAUCAUUUGAUGUAUCACUAACUCUUAUUGGUCCAGCCGAUUUGAACCAACACCCUGUUUUUGGUUUUAGUAUUCGCUCGCUGGUUUCUGAUAAAUGGUGGAAGAUGAGUUUAGCGAUCAUCACAGUGUUUUUAAAGCUGAUUUACAACUAGUGGGAGUACAGUUGCCUUGAAAUAAAUCAUGCAAAUUCAGCAUUAUCAUUUGUUUGUUUUUUUUGGUGUACAGUAAUUAGUAUUUUGUUUAUGUGAGAUUUAUAUAUUCACAACUGAGAUUUUGCAUUCACACACUUCCAUGGCCAGGAACUAUAGUUCUCUGGGACCCCCUAAUUGAUGAAGCACAUGCAAGUUUUUUGCCUGAAAAAUCACUUUUGUGAUGUACAAUUGCACUAAUCGUAUAAUGGUAGAUUUUUGGGUAUUUCUUCAAUAACAAGUAUAAACAUCCUUUACUAAUAUGUUUGGAUCUGUAUAAUUGAAUUUUUGGUAUUUUUUCUUGUACUGAUUUGAUUAUGAAGGAAUAAGAAUACCCUUCCACUGAAAGAAUAACAGUCUAACCUCUAGCUAAUGAUAAAAAACAAUCAUAUCCUUUAGUACACAGCACGAAAGCAGAUUUCAAUCUACCAAACAUAACCUUUGUGCCUCAUUAAUGUUAACUGUAAUGUGUAUGAUCACAUCAAAUAUAUUAACAAAAAAAGUGCGAGCAACCCUACCAAUAUUGUAUUUCCACAAUAUGGCACUUGAGUGAUAUUUUAGUUACUGUUAUGAAAAUGCUCACAUCUUUAUAUAAUAUUGCCGUUAUUUUUAUUUUACUUUUAGUGGACUAAAAUGUGCCAUUGUUGUUUUAGUCUUCAGGGAUAUUUGUCAAUAUUUUGAUAGCAACAACUUUAAGCUACAAUUUGUUAAGAUUGUAUGCAUUGAAAGGAACUGAAAAUGUUUUGUUAGAUCUGAAAGUUAAGGGAAAAUGUGUUAUGCAAAUUAUACAUCUAUAUCAUAUAUUUGUUUUUUAAUGUGUUACAAUUAUAAGAAAUUUUUAAGUUUAUUAGUUUUUGUUCAUUUCAGUUUCAUUGGUUUUAAUAGGAAAGCCUUACUGUUAUACUCAUUUUAUAUUGCUCUGUCUGUGAACACAGUAGUCAGUUGUAAUCACCAUUUCAUGAAACAAAAUAAAAUCAAUAAUUUUUCAGGUUUGCAUGUGUUCAACCCAUUGACAUAAUAACUUAAUAAAAUACCAGAAAAACAUUGUUUGUGUAAAAUAGGCAGAAGUUGUCUCACAGUCUUUAGCUUAUUAAACAAAUGAUAUUUCUUGUCUUUAAUAGAUGCUUUUUUAAUUGACUGAAAAUAUUUUUUGAAAAAAUAACUAGACCACAGUAAUCCUAAAAUAAAGAGAGCAACAAGCAAAGUGCAGAACUUCUGUCUUAUAUGAUCUUAAUGUUUCAAAAUUACUAGUCAUAUAUUCUUGAGCAUUCCACAUAUAUUUGGUUGAAUUAUAUAUUUCUUAAAGAUGUAAAGUAGCUUUUAAAUUUUUGUGUGCUAUGUAUAAAUGAUUCUACAUUUUUGUAUUCAUUUUAAUGUGCUUUCUUUAACGUUUAAUAUGCCCAUGACAGAUUAUUAAUGUCUUUUUUUUCUGCUUUAUUUUGUGCAAAUUGUUUAGAACAAUUUGCAUUCACUAAUAGGCAAACAUGAGAUAAAAAAUUGGUCUGCUGCCUUCAUUAGUAGAAACAGAAUAUAUUUUUGCAUAAUAAAUCAUUACCAUACUGAA